Pantherophis guttatus is the source of this 2394-nucleotide messenger RNA. RefSeq names its product methyltransferase like 17 (gene METTL17). Gene Ontology annotation, cellular component: mitochondrial small ribosomal subunit. Gene Ontology annotation, biological process: translation. The record is from RefSeq and is a predicted model, not a curated record. Lineage: Eukaryota; Metazoa; Chordata; Lepidosauria; Squamata; Colubridae. Gene Ontology annotation, molecular function: structural constituent of ribosome; methyltransferase activity.
CUGAAGAUGGCGGUAAUAAAACAUUUACGGGUAGCGUUCGCGCACGCCGGUUUUACUCCUUCUUUAAUAGUCAGAAGGUUGGCGACCAUUGUUCCCAAUGUUUCUCAAGUAGAUAAUUCUUCAAAUUUCCUAAACAACGUUCCUCACCGAAAACACCCAGGCAUCCUCCAUCUCAAAUGUGUGAAGCUUCCGCCUGAGUUAGUGCAAGCAGUUUCCUUUUGGGUAGCCCAAUCACCUAUACGCGAUCUGGAGAAGAAAUCCAAGUCUUUUAGCAACUACCUCUGGAGCCGCAAACGCCCGGUAGAGUUGAAAGAUCUGCGUAAAAAAUCACAACUCCUGGAACAGAAGCUGAGGAAGGAUGCAGAAGUCCUGAUCCAGGAGAAAGGUGGAUCUCUAGAUGAAAGCGAUGAGAAGCUAAAGCAAAAAGUUUUGACUGCUAUUCGUAAAUCAACCUACCACUGGGAAGAGUUAAAAUAUACCGAAGAGCUCAGCUUUAUAUACAUGGUCAGCCGGAUGGAUGCAAACUAUGCAGCAGUGAGCCGAGCUUUCCAUGAAAUCCAGAAGCGAGUACCAGAUUUCCAGCCCAAAACUUUGCUGGAUUUCGGCUCGGGUAGCGGUGCUGUCAGCUGGGCAGCCCAUAGCAUCUGGGGCGAAAGCUUGAAAGAAUACAUGAAUAUUGAUUGCUCUCUUCCCAUGCUGGCCCUGGCAGAGAAGCUGAUGCAAGGCAUCUCUGAAUCCCAAGAGCUCUGCUUUCCUGGUGUAUACUUCAGGCAGUUUACCCCCGUUGGACCAAAGAUGACAUUUGACCUCACAGUAUCCGCUUUCUCUCUCAAUGACCUGCCAACCUAUGGUCAGAGGAUGGCAACAGUGAAAAACCUAUGGAAAAAAACCAACAACUUUCUGGUUCUGGUUGAAAAUGGAACCAAGGAAGGCCAUCAGAUGCUCAUGGAGGCCCGAGAUGUCAUUUUGAAGGAGGCAGAUAAAGUAAAAGAAGAAGCUCAUGUUUUUGCUCCGUGUCCACACCACUUGCCCUGUCCUCGCUUGUUACUGGAUAAUCCUUUGCCGUGCAACUUCCUCCAGCAGUAUCAACCCCUGCCUUUGUCUUGGAAUCCUUCAUACAAAAUCGAGAAAUUUUCUUUCUUGAUCCUGGGCCGGGGAUCGGGCAAGUCGAUGGAGCCCUGGCCUCGCGUCACCCAACCUGUCCUUUGCCGCAAACGCCAUGUCCAUGUGCAUCUAUGUUGUGCUGAUGGCACCCUUGAACAUGCUGUUGUGACAUCAAAGAAACAUAGCAGGGAUCUCUAUCGAUGUGUCUGGAACAGUAAUUGUGGAGAUCGGCUUCCUAUCCUGACUACAGAUAUAAAAUCCAUUUCGGAGGACAAGUCAACUCUCAAAGACCAGAUAAACGAUUCUCAAAAAGUGAAUACUGCUCCUUGCCAGGAUCAGAAUUGAUGAGGUCCCUUCCGGAAUACUUUUAUGCUUCCUUUUGGUGUGUUCAGACUGGAUGUCUAUCUCAGUUUGCUGGUUUCCAGAAUCUGAAUUUCUUAUGCUGUUCUUGGAGCUGUAGACCCAGAGUUGUUUCUGCUCGGUAGUGCGUGUAUAAUCAACAACAUCAAAGUGUGGUAUACCUCAGUCUGUGUUCUAUGGAUCAUGGCGAUUUUCUUGCAACAACUUUGGCCAGUAUCAGAUGUGGUGGAUUUAAUUCAGCUGUUUUUGUCUUGGAUAUUAAUAGCAAGCCACGUCAGGUAUCCAGAGAUUUAAUUAGCUGUGAUUAUGUUGGUGGGCAGUUUGAACAUUCUCACAAGACACAGAGACAAGCCCUUUGGUCGACUUCUUCAGUCUUGUGCUCUACAAAGAAUUUGGAUUACAGAUUCCAAUUUGGCUGUGAGAGCUCAUUGGGCAUGACAAAGGCUUCAAGAACAUGAGGGUGCCAGAAUCUACACUGCAUUUAUCUCUUUCUGAAUUAUUCCAUUUGGGUUGGAAAUGGACUAUUUAAAUAUUCUCAUCCUUUUAAAACAUCAUCUAUAAGAAGAUUAACUGAAGGUGAUAAAAAAUUAGCUUAUUAACAUUUUCACAGACAGUAGGAGUGUGUUACACAAGAAAUGCAGUAACACUCCCUUCCAGAGGAGUAGUAGAAGCCAAAUCUAUAUGGGUCAGCAUAAUAUUUUUCUGUUCUGAGUGACACUUGGGUGCCCUGAAACUCACAAAUACGUCUCCUACCUAAUUUUGGAUUGGUUGAUGAGCAGUUUCAAAAGCUUGGCUUGGUUGUGGUUGUUUUCUUCCUUGUUCUGCCUUCCUAUUGUGUUAUGUGUUUGGCUAAAGAAGAGAACAAAUAUUUUCCAACUUUUUUUUUUUUUUAAGAAAAGGUGUUCAAAUAAAAUGGCUUGGAGAUCCUGA